Microtus ochrogaster (prairie vole) is the source of this 1268-nucleotide messenger RNA. RefSeq names its product selenium binding protein 1. The coding region runs from base 87 to 1058 and encodes 323 amino acids. The transcript has 10 exons. Gene Ontology annotation, molecular function: selenium binding. Lineage: Eukaryota; Metazoa; Chordata; Mammalia; Rodentia; Cricetidae. The record is from RefSeq and is a predicted model, not a curated record.
AGUCUGCCUCCAACACCAGCACUGGUCUCUGGCAAGCUCUGCCCUUUCCUGGCAAAUCCUGCAGGACCAGAGUGUCAGCCAACAGCAUGGCCACAAAAUGCGGAAAGUGUGGCCCAGGCUACCCUACCCCUGGCGAGGCCAUGAAAGGACCCCGGGAGGAGAUUAUCUAUGUGCCCUGUAUUUACCGAAACACAGGCAUUGAGGCCCCAGAUUAUUUGGCCACUGUGGAUGUUGACCCAAAGUCUCCCCAUUAUAGUCAGGUCAUUGAACCCAGUGAAAUCCACUCCAAGUGCAACGUGGGCAAUCUGCACACCAGCCACUGCCUGGCCAGCGGAGAGGUGAUGAUCAGCACCUUGGGGGAUCCCCAGGGUAAUGGCAAAGGUACCUGCUGGCAAUGUGGACUUGGCAAGAACUCAGCAGAUAAGAGGCAUGGGAAACAUUGGGCUGUGGACGAGGCUCAGCUGGGUCUGCUGGUGCAGGAGGGAGGCACCUGGUCCGUGGAGAAGGUGAUCCAGGUGCCCUCCAAGAAAGUGAAGGGCUGGCUGCUGCCCGAAAUGCCAGGUUUGAUCACUGACAUCCUGCUGUCCCUGGAUGACCGCUUCCUCUACUUCAGCAACUGGCUGCACGGGGACAUUCGACAGUACGACAUCUCUAACCCACAGAAGCCCCGCCUUGCUGGGCAGAUCUUCCUUGGGGGAAGCAUUGUUAAAGGAGGCCCUGUGGAGGUGCUGGAGGACCAAGAGUUAAAGUGUCAGCCGGAGCCCCUAGUGGUCAAGGGAAAACGCAUUCCUGGAGGCCCUCAGAUGAUCCAGCUCAGCUUGGAUGGGAAGCGUCUUUACGUCACCUCGUCGCUGUACAGCGCCUGGGACAAGCAGUUUUACCCCGACCUCAUCAGGGAAGGCUCCGUGAUGCUGCAAAUUGAUGUAGACACUGUAAAUGGAGGGCUCAAGUUGAACCCCAACUUUCUGGUGGACUUCGGGAAGGAGCCCCUUGGUCCAGCACUGGCUCAUGAGCUUCGGUACCCAGGGGGUGACUGCAGUUCUGACAUCUGGAUCUGAAGGCUCGCCCCAAUGCCCCUCCUCUAUGGUUUGAGCCCUCCCUGAGGAGCCUGGCCUCACUCUGCUCACUGAGUGGCCACACUGAGACUAGUGAGAUCUACUGAGUAGCAUCUUACGACUGUUGCUUGUUGUCACUGUGCUGUUCCUAAAUGAGCUCUUGAAGCCCCAAGAAAUAAAAUGCUGAGCCUGUCCUCAGAGCACUGUCAUGGA